AUGGUAUUUGAUCCAUCCAAAGCCGAUACUCUCGAGAAGCAGCCGACCACAGCAGGCGGUACCACGAUGCUGAGUAAAAACUCAGACGAGGAAAAGACAACAAGUCUACCAAACCCAUUUGAUCCUUCGCAGUUCCCGGAUGGAGGCACAAAUGCCUGGCUGUGUGCACUCGGCGGCUCAUGUUGCCUUUUCGCCAGUUUUGGAUGGUUGAAUUGUAUUGGCGUGUUCCAGAACUACUACUCGACCAACCAGCUACGAGAUUACUCCUCGAGUACCGUUGCCUGGAUCUCAUCGUUAGAAAUCUUCAUCAUGUUCUUGGGUGGACCUUUCAUUGGCAAAACGUUCGAUUCUUACGGCCCUAGAUGGUUGCUAUUGGUUGGUACUUUCUUGCAUGUCUUCGGCCUCAUGAUGACGUCUCUAUCGACGGAAUACUACCAGUUCGUCUUGGCCCAAGGAAUAUGUAGCCCUAUCGGAGCAUCUAUGGUCUUUUACCCAGCCAUGAACUCGGCGACUUCUUGGUUCCUAAAGAAACGCGCCUUGGUCCUGGGCCUACUUGCUGCAGGAUCCUCGCUUGGUGGCGUCAUCAUGCCAAUCAUGGUGCAGCGCCUUAUUCCUAGAGUUGGCUUUGGGUGGGCAAUGCGUAGCGUCGCUUUUCUGAUCUUGUUCAUGUUGGUUGUGGCCAAUCUCACUGUCACCAGUCGCUUUCCGCAUUCCCCAAAGCCGCUCGUUUUCAAGGAGUUUGUACGACCAUUCGGGGAACUUCCGUUUUUGCUGGUCACCAUCGGGUCGUUCCUAUUUUUCUUCGGCAUGUGGUUGCCAAUCAACUUCAUCAUACUGCAAGCUGAAUCUACUGGAAUGUCGUCGCGGCUGGCGACGUAUCUCGUUCCUAUCAUGAACGGUGCAAGUCUUUUCGGUCGGGUCCUGCCGGGAUUCGUGGGAGACAAGAUUGGGCGCUUCAAUGUCAUGAUAGUACUUUGUUACUUCACGAGUAUUGUUAUACUGGCAUUGUGGAUCCCUGCUACCAGCAAUGCUUCAGUCAUUGUAUUCACCAUUCUCUUCGGGUUCGGACAAGGCGCGUUCGUCGGUAUGGCGGCUGCGUUGAUCGCACAGAUAAGUCCUGACUCGAGAAAGAUUGGAAUUCGAACUGGAGUCAUGUAUGCAGCCGUGUCGUUUGCCGUCUUAGUAGGCAACCCCAUUGGAGGAGUGUUGGCCGCUGGAAAUUCUGGUUAUACUGGUCUACAGAUAUUCUGUGGAGUUCUCUGUACUGCUGGGAGCACUUCUAUUGCAGCGGCUAGAGUGUUCCUUAAAGGGUGGAAACUUAAUGUAAAAGUAUAG
This is a messenger RNA of Aureobasidium pullulans EXF-150, 1335 nucleotides long. Its product is annotated as monocarboxylate permease-like protein-like protein. The record is from RefSeq and is a predicted model, not a curated record. Gene Ontology annotation, molecular function: transmembrane transporter activity. Gene Ontology annotation, biological process: transmembrane transport. The coding region runs from base 1 to 1335 and encodes 444 amino acids. NCBI's taxonomy places the organism in Eukaryota, Fungi, Ascomycota, Dothideomycetes, Dothideales, Saccotheciaceae. Gene Ontology annotation, cellular component: fungal-type vacuole membrane. The transcript is spliced from 7 exons.